This is a messenger RNA of Xiphophorus hellerii (green swordtail), 7817 nucleotides long. It is a transcript of the gene kcnk4b, whose product is annotated as potassium channel, subfamily K, member 4b. Lineage: Eukaryota; Metazoa; Chordata; Actinopteri; Cyprinodontiformes; Poeciliidae. The transcript is spliced from 9 exons. Gene Ontology annotation, cellular component: plasma membrane. The coding region runs from base 5845 to 7263 and encodes 472 amino acids. Gene Ontology annotation, molecular function: potassium ion leak channel activity; outward rectifier potassium channel activity. The record is from RefSeq and is a predicted model, not a curated record. Gene Ontology annotation, biological process: potassium ion transmembrane transport; stabilization of membrane potential.
AAAAAAGCUUCAAACCUAAUGACAUGAAAACUUGAUUUAAGACAUUACUGAUACUUUUAAUGUCAUUCUUUUGUGGAAAUUCAACGUAAUUAUUCCAGGAGACAGAAAAACUUCUAAAACUUGGAUUUGUUAUUUAAUCUGCAUUUAAAGACAUAAUUUCAUUGAUUACCAUUUCAUCCAAAGUUAUUCACAUCCAUUGUGGAAGGUCCUGGUCCGAUUAGUCAAAAUCAUUUCUUGAUGAUUCAUGCAUGUAAUCAUGUAUAAAAAAAAAAGACAUUACUAGUUUUGGGGAUAAGUAGUGAUUUGGGGAAAGAGCAGCAAAAAUUCUGAACAAAAACAAAAAGCUGUCCUUUGCUCAGUGAAACAGCUUUCUGCUGCAUUUCUGGAUCCCUCCCAGUUCUGUGAGCACUUAAAUUAAAUAUGUAUGCGAUGAAUAAGCAAAUAAUUAAAAGGUGUCGAUGCUUUCCUUUUCUGGGUCAAUUUCAGAGAUGAGAUAUUUCCGUCUUUACAACGAGGUUUUAUUAAGAAAAAGAAAAUUGAUUCAGGCCUACAGCUGCUGCUGAUCACGUCAUCGCUUUACCCUGUAAAACUUUUCACACGUUAAAUACUUCCAUGUCAGUGUUUCCCCAGAAAACUUGCUAAGCCCGGCCCGUCGUGUUUUUGAGUUAAAAAAAUAUUUAAAGUCGACAGGAAAUAUCUCUUGAUAGCUGUGUGUUAUUGGAAGAUUUGAAGAUUAAUACCUGGACAUCAACGGUAAAGUCUUAAAAUGCAAACAUAAAAAAAAAACAACUUAAAUAAGCAAUGCUUAACCUGGCGGGACACAAGUAAAGCCUGGUGGCCUGCCAGGCUUAUAAUACACUGGGAGAAACCCUGCAUGUAUACUGCAGGUACAAGGGAUGCCGCCCAGGCCCCAUUCAAUCACGGGGCGCCACUGACUGAGAAUUUAUUGAACAUUUUAUUAAAUAAGUAUUGAACAUUUAUUUAUUUAUUUAUAUUUUACAAGAUUAAAAGUAUAAACAUGAAUAAAAUAAAAUGUAGACGCAAAUACAUUUUCCAGUUGUAAUUCCAUCUUCGUUUUCUGUCCUUUCUUUCAUUUUGUCGUGUCCGAUAACGCGUCUUCCCUCAAACGACCAAAGUUGCCGACGUUUGCGAACCACGCAGCUUCCAGUCGGGAGAAAGUCCCCGCAUCAUCAAAAGCUCUGUCAGAAAGUGAGCUCGCUGUGGAGGCACGAGGGCUUAAUUGAAAAUAAAGUGCUCAUAAUAGCAGCGUAGCUCUCCUCUCCCUCUGUCUGCUUCUGUUUUUUUUAUUGCCGUCCUUUUCAUGUCUACGGUAAUUAUGAGCGCGUCUGUCGUCAGGUCAAUCAGUCUGAGCAAACUUUUGCUCCGGUGUGGGUCUCGCAGAUGUUUUAUUGGAUCUGUCUCCACUGCUCCUGCUGGAUGGACAUAUUUAUCUGGCUGCAAGGAACAAAACGAAAUCACUUCACUGGAAGAACAUCUGGAGGUGUAGUCACUGGUCCACAAGAAAAUAAAAUGCAGCCCUUCUCUAAGGUUUUGUCAAACAUCAAACUUUUUCUUCUCUCUCUCACACACAUGAAGUGAUUUAUGCAUUCAAAGCAACGGGACACCUCUUUCGCUGCAGUUGGACAGAGUUCAGUUUUGCCGAGAUUGGACAGACGGAAGCUCUCACGCAGAUUGAAUUGAAGCGGCUAAAUGUAUUUAACAGUUUAUUAGGUGCAGUGCAUAAAAUAAAUCCAAUUCUGCCUCUCAGCAAGUCCAGACCCCAGUGGAGGUUUUCCCCGGUAUUUGCGGGAAAAGACGGAGAAGUUGGAAGUCGGGUCCAUCUCAGCUCAUUUUGAUGUUCCUUUGACAAUAACAGUCGUAGAAACUCAAAGUUUAGCGCUUUUUGGCGCCGCAGCAGCCGUGUACAAUCAAUCGGCUUUGAGUGUCGCGUUUCAAACUCGGCGACCCCGGCGCUGAGCUGUGAUUCAUGAUGCAACGCUUUUACAAGGACUGUCGUGGAAACAUUAUUAAUCAGCGAAAUGAACAUCCAAUUAAUUUAAUACAGAACUUAUAGAGAGGCGUGUGGUAAAAUGUACAUUUUGACAGCCUUCAAUGUGUUUUGAUUUAUUUUAAUCUAAGGAAACACAACGUAGGCCUGUCACUCUAACCAGUUCUGAUGGAUGGAUAAAUUGUCCCAGAAAUUAUUGCAAUCAAUGAUAAUAUUUUCGUUUUGACAACAUUUUCAGCUAAUAUAGUAACAAAGGCACAAUAAUGAAAGGACCCGCUCUCAGACAUCAAUAAACUUUCCAAAGAACAUCUAACACUGGAACUGGAAGACAUUUCAAAUAUCCAAAAUAAAUAAAAGAAAACAGCCAAAACAAUAAAUAAAAUGUAAGAUGAAGAAAAUCACCUUACAAAACAUAUUGAUCAUUAGGCUCAGACAGAGAAAACCAGCAAAAGUUCCUGGAGCAAAAAACCCCAAACUAACGGCAUCGUACUGUAUGUCAAAUGCUUGCUGAACCUUUUCAAAAUGGCGGCUGUAUUAAAUAGCAGCAUUUGCUUUAAAGAUUAGGCAAACAAGCAUGCAAAUGGAAAUGACCAAUUAAUUGAUUUGGUGCGUAUUGUGACAGGCUGGACACAAAGUACCAGAUGGUUUUACGUCGUUUUUAAACUGAAGUGAACGUCAAAAGUGUGAUGCUCAUUUGUAUUCGCUCUCUCUGACUCAGCUCUUUGUAGAACCACCUUUCACUGCAGUUUCGUAGAUUUUAUAUGAAAUAUUUACACAUUCUCGGAGGCCAGGUCAGAUUCAACCGAGAGCGUCGGUGAAGUGCCGCCGGGGGCAGAAACGAGAGGAUCUGACGAGAGCGAAGGAGUGAAUGAAACUGACUGAUGCACAACAGCUGAAGAUGUGUUGGUAGCAUGGUAACCGGUAUUUAGGGUGAUAAUCACUCUCUGAUUACGGGGAACAUGUUAUCUGAUGCGACAGAAAGCCACAAAGCUCGCACUGAAAACAAUUGUCAUAGAGACAAAGUACACACACACACACACACCAACACCCAUAUUGUUGUUUAUAUUUUUAAAGUCAUUGUAGCGCCAUCUGAUCAGAUCACGCACCAUAAGGGAACCAUCUGUCACAAGUGGGAGGUGGAGGGGAGGUUAUGAAUGCAGACAGACGUUCAGGAGCCAGACGGAAAAAGAUGGAUUUAACUUCAGGGAGGCUAAUAGUUCACUGAACGCUAAAAUCUGGGGAGAUGGAAAACACACCAAGCUUCAAGGACCUUUGGAGGCUGUGGUGUCCAAACGUUUUGCCUCGACGGCCAAAAACGCCAAGUUAAAUGUACUUGCCAAAUAUUUAGUUUUUAAUCAUUAAAAUGGCUAAAACUAUAUAUAUAUAUAUAUAUAACAAUAUUUUAAUGUAAUACUCAAAGCAGUCUAAUUUCAUAAUUUCUGUUGGCGGCGAAUCAAAAUCUUUGUAGGUUUGAAACAUGAAAAACUUCUUCCAGUUUAAAAAAGUAACUGCAAAUCAUGUUCCGUAUUUGUGUGUGUGUGUGUGUGUGCGUGUGUGUGUGUGUGUGUGUGUGUAUAUAUAUUCAACAACAAGAACGGGGUACAGGAUAUGGCUCACUCUUAAAAUAUUUUGCCAAGUUUAUGUUAAGAGCAUUCCCAAUUGUUUUUUUUUGUUUGUUUUUUUAGUAAAAGUCCCUGUGUGUGUUUGUGGCCCCCUUUUUAAUAAUAAAUUAAAUGGAAAGCAAAAGCUUGGAUGAUUUAUUUAUUUUUUUUAAAGAUUUUACUUUGUAUCUUCUUUGAAAAGACAAAGCAUCACUUGAAAUCACCCCCCCGGAUGUCUUUAUGUGUUUCUGCAUCAACUGUCUGACCAUCAAACCAAAUUUAGGCCAUUUCCAUCCAUUAUCUAACACGUCACCAGUCCAUUGCAGAACUUAAGCUACUUGUGAAUUGUAAUUAAGUUUUCACCCAAAAUUGUUUUGAGGUUCCACAAAUUUGAGGUUCCAUUUUGGACGCUCCUGGGACAUGGAGAAAAGAAAAGAAGUUUAUUUCUCAUGCGCACCAGAUUCUCUUGGUAGCCAAAAAAAUCUCCACAAACUCAAACUACUACAGAAAAUGGCUGCAGAAGAUGAUAUAUCCAACACCCUGAAAGCACAUGUAUCUGACAAUGUCAUCCAAGGAAUUGAGUACCUCACGUGAAAAGCAGGAGCAAUUUUGCACCAAAAAAAAAAAAGAAAAAUUGAGAUUAAUCCCAGAGAUUUUCUAGAAAAAAAACAUGGACAUUUCUGAGUUUCAAAUGUCGAAAAUCUUUAGCGGCGCCCUCCACUUUGAGAAACGAUGCUCUAGAUCAAAACACACUCCUCAUCAGUGUGAAUGACCCAGUUCUAAAUCAGAGAAUCUGUGGCAAGAUUUGAAAGUUGAUGUACACCGAGACUUUUCAUCAACUCUCACCGAGCCUGAGCUACUUUGCAAAGAAGAAUGUGCAAAAAAAUAAAUAAAAAAUCAUCCUCUAGAUAUCAACAGCUGGUAGAAAAAUACCUCAGAGGUUUUCAGCCCAAAGAAAAAAAAGCAAACACCUAAUCAUACGGCCAGAUAGAGAUUUAAAGAAUAGCAGCAAAAGCAAAUGAGGGGGAUUAGCAGUGCUACUGCCCACAGCAACACCUUGGACUCUAUGAAAAUAAUCUGAUAUGAGUUACAACAUUUCAUUUCCCUUUGGGCAUAAAUAAAUUCUUACUGAAUUUCAACUGCUCAACCUUAUGUUGGUGUGUUGCGUUAAAACUCAAUAAAACACGUUAGAUUUUCUGGACUUAUUAUGGGAAAAACACUGAAAGGUCGACGAGUUUGAAGACUUUCCUGUUUGUGGGACUCCAAUUCCCUCUGCGUGUGGUGACCUGCCAGCUAUCAAAAGUGGAGAAUGAAAUUGAAGACCUAUGAAUGAAACUCUAGGUUGAUGCAGAUGAGCCAGAAAUAGUACGAAUGUAAGCAUGUGUAUGUUGGCCAGGUCUCACUGGGCUCAAGCACAGGAACUCAAAAAAUCCUGGUAUUAGACCUCAGGCUCACACAUGAGGUCUAGUGUGUAAGCACCGAGGAUCCUUCGGGUCUUAUUUAUUUACCUUAUUUAUAGGUAAAUAAGGUAAAUAUUUACCUUAUAUAGUCUUUACUAUAUAAUCCUAUAUAGUAAAGACUAUGUAGGAUUUACGUGAGCUGAUAAAUAAAUGCGGCACUGAUAGACCAACUUGCUAUAGUACAACUCAAUUCACUCCUGUUUUUUUUCUUUGGUAGUUUUGUUUUUUCUUUGCUUUUUGCAAAGUAAAACACAAAUUACAAAGUACUGAAGCAAAUAAUUCAGUUAAUCUUUCCUAAAAUACAAAUAAAAUCCAAAAACUGUACGAGUUACACUGUCAAACCUCCAUUCCUGCUCUCUCUUUAAUUCCCUCUCUCGCUCUGUUCGUAAAGUCCGUUUGAUUGAGCACCUUUUUUCCCUCUCUGGUGUGCUCAGCACAACCCGACCGCGCUCCUUUUCUCACACACUUGUCUGCAUGCGGCUGCUUGAACUCCAUGGGACGCGCCCCCCCGCCCCCACCCCCAUCCCCGCAUCUUGCCGCCGCGCCUCUUGUUGGAUUCCUGAGGAUCCUUCGGGUCUGAGUGUCCCCUUCCUUGGAGUGCGAGGGUGACGGGUUCCCCAUCGACUACGGGUCCAGGGACACCAUCAUUAGAGCCGAUGCGAAAAAGGAGCGAAGGCGCGGGCAGAUAAAGAGGGCCGACAGCUGCAGCAGCUGGGAUCGAGGCCCCGUCAGAGAGAGGCACCAGGCUGAGUUCGGACUGAGCGGCGGUGCAGCCAUGCGCUGCUCCACCCUGCUGUUGAUCUUCACCGUGGUGCUCCUCUACUUGGUGAUGGGAGCGCUGGUGUUCCGCGCCCUGGAGGCUCCCCUGGAGGAAAAAGAGCAUGCGGUGCUGAUGGACCAAACCCGGGGUUUCCUGUUCAACAACUCCUGCAUUGACCUGUACGCCCUCAACGACUACGUUCAGAAAGUGCUUGAGGCUGUAGGUGCAGGAGUGGACGCUGAAGCUGCUAUACUCAAUAAAACCUUUGCCACGAACUGGGAUGUAGCUAGUGCUCUUUUUUUCUCAGGGACAAUAAUGACUACCAUUGGCUAUGGAAACAUCUCCCCCAAGUCAGAUGGAGGGAAGCUCUUUUGCAUCUGUUUCGCCCUCGUGGGAAUCCCAAUGUUCGGCAUCCUACUUGCUGGGGUUGGUGACCAUCUCGGUACUGGCCUGAGGAACACUGUUGCCAAAAUAGAGAAACUCUUCCUGAAGUGGCGCAUUAGUCCCACAAUUGUGCGUGUGAUCUCAGCAAUCCUGUCCAUCCUGCUGGGUUGCUUGCUUUUUCUUGCUGUGCCCACUUUGGUUUUUCAAGAAGUGGAAAACUGGUCCCUUCUGGAAUCUGCCUACUUUGUGGUUAUCACACUGACCACAGUGGGCUUUGGUGACUAUGUUGCAGGGGAAGGUGAAUUUAUGACCCGCAUAGGAGAGAACCUUCUGCCAGAGUACUGGUAUAAGCCUUUGGUGUGGUUUUGGAUCCUCCUGGGUCUUGCAUACUUUGCUUCCGUCCUGACAAUGAUCGGUAACUGGCUCCGGGUUCUAUCAAAGAAGACCAGGGCUGAGAUGGAGGAACUAAGAGCCCAUGCCACAGACUGGACCCAGAACAUCCAGAACAUGUCCGUGGACUUUCGUAUUCCAGGAAAUUUAGAGGACCCUUUCAAGCGUCGCCGGCGAAAGCGCCGCCAUCGCAGCCAUGGUCACAGUCACAGUCACGGUCACAGCCACUCGGCCAAUGGAGCCCCAGGAGAAAAACAAGAGCAAAACCAGAGUCAGACCGAAUCUGGAUCUUACUCUUCUUCCUAUUCAUCUUCUGAAUCAGAAUCCGGAUCAGAAUCAGAAACGGACUCUCAGGCCACACAGACCGACCGGGUUCCAGCAACGGAGGCUCCUCCAGAUCUUGUCCAGCCGCAGCCUCUGGACUACUUGGCGGAGAACCUUGCCUUCAUUGACGAGUCCUCGGACACUCAGAGUGGCAAAAUACAACUAGAACCUGUUCAAGAAUCAAAACAACCCAACUCUCGUCAGGCAAAGAGGAGACGCCAUAGGCGGCCGACGAAUAGAAAAAGCUCUAAAACCAACUACUCCAACAAUAACAAAAAGCAACCCAAUGGAAACACAACACCUGUCCCAGAUCUUCCAAAAAAGCCUCUGGACUGAAGGUACUAACACCUCAUGAGACUCUGCCCACUGCUGACAGAGGAGGUCUCAGUCCAGCAGUUCCUUUCUGUGUAAAUGCUGCCUAUAUACUGUCAGUUAAAAUGAAGACACAAUGCUGAUGCCUUAUAAACCUUUGUGUGAUUUGCCAUAUAACUUUUCUCUUUGCAUGUGAGUGCAUAUGCAGCAAAUGAAAAGAUUAAGAUGCCAUAGGUUCUACGACUUUGUGAGGAGCUACUGCUCUCUACUGGCCUAAAACGGUAUUGCACUGAUCACCACUGUGUCAAAAUGAACCACUUUUUUAAAAAAAUAAUCCGGGUACUGCAACCAGAUUUGUGUUGUCAGAAACUUGCUACAGCAGUGUGAAACUCAAUUUAGAGAAAUGUUACCUGAGUCCAUUAUCCUUGAAUCCCGCCAACAAUCAAACAGGUUUACUUUUUGGUACCUAAAGAGUUUGUAAAAAUAAUAUGCAUAGUCAUCCAUUUGCAUUUUUGAUGGUCAGAUUCAUCAGUGCUACUAUUCUGCAUAAGUGCAUUAAAGAACUUUUCAAAAAGAAA